Molecule: messenger RNA, 1978 nt
Organism: Solanum tuberosum (potato)
Lineage: Eukaryota; Viridiplantae; Streptophyta; Magnoliopsida; Solanales; Solanaceae
Product: syntaxin-31
Exons: 1
Coding region: 44-1144 (366 amino acids)
Biological process (GO): vesicle fusion; endoplasmic reticulum to Golgi vesicle-mediated transport; intracellular protein transport
Cellular component (GO): Golgi membrane; endomembrane system; SNARE complex
Molecular function (GO): SNAP receptor activity; SNARE binding
Source: RefSeq, a predicted model, not a curated record
ACCCUUGUUUCUAGCCCCCAAAACAUAAGGGAACUAUAACUAGAUGCAGAAGACUAAGCACAGACAGAAAGUUAAAAAGAAUAGCCCACAACAAAUCUUACAAAAAAAAAUUCCCCAUUUGCAAUUAGAUAGCGCAAUGGCGUCUUCUGGAGCUUGGACUUAUCGAGAUCGAACUUCCGAGUUCACGUCUUUGUCCAAAACAUUGAAGAAGAUCGCAGGAAGUACCGGAUCAGAUCAUGAAUCACAACAGAAUUUUGCUUCUUCUACCACAAAAUUACUACCAAUUCCAGAUCGAUCUGAAUUCAACAAGAAGGCAUCGAGAAUUGGGUUGACGAUCCAUCAAACCUUUCAGAAAAUCGAUAGGCUUGCUAAAUUGGCAAAACGAUCAUCGAUUUUUGACGAUCCAAGCAAGGAAAUUCAGGAAUUGACAACUUUCAUAAAGAAUGAUAUCACAUCACUCAAUGUCGGUGUUUCUGAUUUACAAGCCCUUCAAGACAUGGAUGUAGCUGAUGGAACUCAUUCAAAAGAUACAAUUGUUCAUUGUACUGCGAUUUGUGAUGAUCUGAAGACGAGACUUAUGGCAGCUACAAAAUCAUUCCAGGAGGCACUUACUAUAAGGACAAAGAACAUGAAAGCUCACGAAGAUCGAAAACAAAUAUUUUCUACAAAUCUCUCUAGAGAAAAUCCUUUGAAACAACCUCCAAAGACCUUAGCAGAGCCACCUCCAUGGUCAAUUCCUACAUCAGGAAGUGGUGGAAAUGAUGUUCAGGGCAGCAAUCAAUUAAGACGGAGAUUGGCUUCAGACAAUCCUCCAUCUAACGAAAUGGAAAUGUCCAUGUUACAAGAUCAGGUUCCGAGACAAGAAAGUUACUCUCAGAGUAGGGCAACUGCUCUUCAAAAUGUUGAAUCAACUAUUUCAGAAUUGGGCGGAAUAUUCACACAUCUAGCUACGAUGGUUGCACAACAAGGUGAGCUUGCUAUAAGAAUUGACGAUAACAUAGAUGAGUCAUUAACAAAUGUUGAAGGUGCACAAGGUGCUUUGUUAAAGUACUUAAAUCGAAUAUCAUCAAACAGGUCUCUCAUGAUCAAAAUUUUUCUUGUUGUUAUACUUUUUCUCUGUGUAUUUAUAUUUUUUCUUGCGUGAUGUCGGUUAGGAGAGGUGGAUAUUCACUGUCAUUGUUACAUGUUGUGGGCUUAUUAGUAAUCAAAAGGCCGAUUUCGUUCAAUAGCUUGCUCUGAGAUGUGUAAUACUUAUCUGUACUUUGUAACAUAGAUGCUGCAGUCACAAAUUUCUUCAGCCAAAUUAUGAAGAUGUGAAAAAAAAUUUAGAAACGAUUGGGUAGAGUGAACAACUCUACUAAAGCUGACAUUCUUAAGAGUCGAGUUUACUUUGGUGGAGUGAACAACUCUACUCAAGAAUCAAUCAUAUCACUAUACUCGACUAUGAUGUGGGUGAAGUAUCUUUAAAAGUAUACUAUAGAUGUGUCAUUUUCCACUAAAAGACUCACUAUUGAUUGGUGUCAAUCUUUGGCGGACAAAAUUAGUGCCAGAAUCAUAUGCUGGAUGGCUAGACAGAAUAGAGUUGAUUAGAUCAGUGUUGUUUGGCAUCCAGGCUUAUUGAUCACAAUGCAGCCUGUUUCAAGUAUGUUGUCAUACAAGAAUGGCAUUGAGUUCAACAAUGUACAUAGUAAGUCCAAGACAUCCACAAGCCUUCUUUUGAAGGCUUGCUUUGCAGGAGUGGUCUAUGAGCAUGUUGAAAUGGUUCACUACAUUCUUGGAUCACAAAAUUAGUGCCAGAAUAACACUAACCAAUGGUGAGUCUUAUUGAUCACAGUUGUUUUUCCUCUCACAGAAAGUGAUCAAAUUAAUAGAAGCAACAUCUACAAGUCAUAAUUGUUCCAUGGAGAGGACUUGUGUGCCACAAUGUAGCAUGUGUCAUGUUACUAUUCGGUAUAUAAAGUCCUUAAAUUGUGAUUUA